AUGGCCACUCUCUCGUCCGACUUGAUCUGGGAGGUUACCCGUCCCACCAGCGCUUUCCUCGUCAAGAGGAAGCAGGCCGGCGGUGUUUCUUUCUCUCGCGACCCCUUGAACUUGAAGGGCAAGUUCAGCCGCAAGUACGAGGGUCUCGUCGCUGACAAGGCCAUCGGUGUCCAGGCCGGCGAGAACGGUGGUGUCACUCUCCUCACCAAGAAGGCUGACAAGUCUCACCAACCCGCCUCCGCUAUUCAGUCUGCCACUUUCCCUGCUUCCCGCUCCACCCGCAAGACCUACGCCAACAUUGUCAACGCCACCACCAAGCGCAACUACCGACCCGACCUCCGUGCCGAUGCCGUCGCCCGCGCUUCCGCCAUCCGCAAGAGCCAGAAGGCCGUGAAGGCUGACAAGCCCAAGAAGGCCAGGGGCAACAAGGCCCAGGCAUAAAUGUUCAAUGAUCACUGGGUCGGUGUUUAGUGCAUAAAGGGUUCAUUGUGGUCUGUGAGAGGCAUUUCUUCAUGACGGAUGCAUUCACGAUGGCUAGGUCUAUAGAAUGAAGACUUCAAGCCAAAAUACCAAAAAUUUCUGCAAAUCCACCAUUAUCUUUCCACUAUGCGCACAGUGAUCCAUGUCAUCUGGCGUCUCAUAGCAGCUCCUUUUAACCCACCAGGUCAAACGUUCUGUAAGUUCGACUUUGGAACCGCAU
Messenger RNA from Aaosphaeria arxii CBS 175.79, 700 nucleotides. RefSeq names its product ribosomal protein L28e. Gene Ontology annotation, cellular component: ribosome; cytosolic large ribosomal subunit. The coding region runs from base 1 to 441 and encodes 146 amino acids. Gene Ontology annotation, biological process: translation. The record is from RefSeq and is a predicted model, not a curated record. Gene Ontology annotation, molecular function: structural constituent of ribosome. NCBI's taxonomy places the organism in Eukaryota, Fungi, Ascomycota, Dothideomycetes, Pleosporales. The transcript has 5 exons.